Messenger RNA from Pseudocercospora fijiensis CIRAD86, 681 nucleotides. RefSeq lists its product as uncharacterized. The transcript is spliced from 2 exons. Bases 95 to 454 code for a protein of 119 amino acids. The record is from RefSeq and is a predicted model, not a curated record. NCBI's taxonomy places the organism in Eukaryota, Fungi, Ascomycota, Dothideomycetes, Mycosphaerellales, Mycosphaerellaceae.
ACUGUCGCUAUAGCUUUUGCAGUGCCCACAGGCUACACUCACUGCACUCACUACACUCAACGGACUUACAGCUACGCCGAAGCGAUCAAGAGUCAUGUCGAAAUACGACGCACCAGCAGGCCCGCCCCCAGGCUAUCCUCAACAGCCUCCACAAGCACACUAUGAUGCUGGGCCAGUGGGCGAUCCACGAGGAGAGAACGCAGGAUAUUACGGCUCGCCUCCUCCGCAACAAUACGGCAGCCCGCAACCAUACAACCAACCGUACGGUCCACCGCCAGGACAAUAUGGCCAACAACCCAUGAUGUAUCAACAACAAGGGCCUUACCCACCCCAGGGCGGCUACUACGGAGGGCCGCCGCAAGACAGAGGCGCGGGAGCGGGAGGAGGUGCAGGUUGCUGCGCAGGUAUAAUGGCUGCCAUGGCUUGUUGUUGUUGUUUGGAUGUGCUAUUUUAGAGCAAGACGAAGCGAAGACGUGGAAAAGUCACCCAGACGAGACACUGAAGCUGUGCGCAUCACUUGCGAGGCGUUAAGAGGAGCAGCAGGGUGCAUGGUGUUGAUAGGCGUCCGGGGAGAGCGGAUGGGGGAAGAGAGGCGGGUAGUAAUGCUUAUAAUGGUUGUUGCAGGCUUGCUUCGGGCUGUUCUGUAAUUCAUUCUUGUCCAAUUCAGCCGCGGUCUCAUGG